Molecule: messenger RNA, 1078 nt
Organism: Lactuca sativa (garden lettuce)
Lineage: Eukaryota; Viridiplantae; Streptophyta; Magnoliopsida; Asterales; Asteraceae
Source: RefSeq, a predicted model, not a curated record
UUGAUAGAGAAUUGCAGCAAAAAAUAGCAAAUUUUGGGCUUAUAAGACUGCUACCAGAAGAUACGACUCAUCUUAGCACAAAAUUCUCAGGGACUUUGUAUGUUUAAAAGUACAUAUAACUUAACUACUAAUUCAAUUUGAUUAAAGUAAAUUUUCAAUAACCAAUGUUAAAUCUUUGCAGGAAUAGUGGUUAUGUAGCACCUGAACAUUUUUGCCAUUAUUUGUAGGACUAUAGCUGUUCACUUCACCAACCCAUUCCAUGUCAGCACACGUGUAGCAGAUAAAUGCAGUGAUGGCACCUUGCUUUUGCAGGUGAUACUCCACUCACAAGUGAAGGCUAACUUAACCAUACACGAUUCUUGGCUGGACCUAAAAGACGGUUUUACCCUUGCUGGUGAAAGUCAAAGUAAUGGAAGACCAACAUCCGCCUUCUUUCCACUUGUAGUUCCUUCUACAUCAAGAGCCGGAAUCUUGUUCACUAUAUCCCUACCCACAAAUGAUGAAGCGAAAGAUAUGAAUCCUGAUAGUGAUACGAUAUUAAAUAUAAAAUAUAAAAUAUCUGGGGAUAGAAAUCAUGGAUCGCAUACUCCUAUGUUUGAGGAUGAGUCUUCACAGAUGUUGACUUUUAAGAGUGCUCUUGUUUUACAAAGACCAGUGUUGGAACCUUGUUUGGCAGUUGGUUUUCUUCCCCUUCCUCCAGAAGGCCUUAGAGUCGGCCAGCUUUUUACUAUGAAGUGGCGAGUUGAAAGGUUGAAGUAUCUCGAGGACGAACAAUACGAUGAGGUAGUAUAUGAAAUAAACGCAAAUUUUGAAAACUGGAUGAUUGCUGGGAGGAAGCGAGGCCAUGCACCUCUCUCCACAAAGCAAGGUUCACGAAUAGAGAUUUCAAUCCUAUGCGUGCCAUUGGUUGCUGGGUACAUACGGCCCCCACAACUGGAGUUACCGGACAUUGGUGAGGGUAAUAUUAGUUGCAACCCAGCUGGGCCCCACUUGGUCUGUGUUUCCCCUCCACCUCUCAGCUCCUCCUUCUGUAUUCCCAUUCCCAUUCCUGCCUAGAGAUGAAAUCGUGACUUUUGUA